Molecule: messenger RNA, 2046 nt
Organism: Lotus japonicus
Lineage: Eukaryota; Viridiplantae; Streptophyta; Magnoliopsida; Fabales; Fabaceae
Exons: 5
Coding region: 872-1714 (280 amino acids)
Molecular function (GO): DNA binding
Source: RefSeq, a predicted model, not a curated record
AACUAAUACACUUCAAUAUUUUCAUCAUUUCUCAACACCAUCUUCAUCCUUCCCAAAGCAGAACAUUCCAGAGAAAGAGAAGUGUGAGAGACUGAGUGGCGGAGACGACGAGAGUGAUCGACGGUGGAACGGCGGUGGAACGCGACGACGAGGACCGACGGUGGAACGCGACGACGUGAGAGAAGAAGGCGCCAGCGACCUACGAUAUGUUCUUCAUCUUUUCUUUUCGUAGUUUUGAUCUUCAAGUAUUCUCUUCUGGGGUUUGGAUCUUAAUGAAAGAAUGGUUUUUUUCUCAGGGUUUGUGUUCUGAUAUCGUUCUCAUAUCUUUGUCUGAGUUAAAGUUUUGAUGUUUUGAUGUUUACGGUUAUUUUUCAUAACUUGUAAUUACAAUUAUUCCGAAUAGGCUGUAGAUUUGAAAACCAACCUUGUAUAUCACAUGCAUGUCAUUCCCCUUUCUUUGUCUGCAUUAAAGGUUUGAUUUUUAUGUUAUUUAUGGUUUGUAGAUUUGUUAUGGAACCUUGUUUAUCACAUGAGUGUUCUUUUUUUGGUGGGAUUGAACCAUAUUUUUAUGUUGAUAUUGAAUUUUAAACGUCUGGGUUCACAUUCUUAAUCUGUGCUUUGAACUGAUUAUUUGUGUUUUUGAAGAGAUGAGUCAAACAAGUGCUUAUGGCCCUUACACACCUGGUUUCAAUACUGUGAUAAAGUUAAACCUGGAUGACGUGGAAGUUCCAGUAGAGUUUAUUGCACAAUACAAAUCUAUGCUGGGAAAUCAUGUUGUGGUUAGGGAUCCUGUAGGGGGGAGUUCACCUUUCAGUUGGUUGUGGGUAAUAAUGGAGGUUUGCUCAUUGAUGCUGUGGUCAAGUUUGUAAAAAUGUAUGAUUUGAAAAGAAAUCAUUGGGCAGAUUUCUCCUAUUGUGGAAAGAACAAGUUUUCUAUCAGGAUAUUUGAUAGACUGAUGAAUCAAAUAAGCUAUGGUGCUGGCCCUUCUGUAAGGCAACCUGAUGUUGGGAGUUCAGGUAAGAAUGGUGAAGAGGUGGUUGUGUCUGAUGUUGGUGAUAAGGAUGAAGUUGGUGGGGAAGUUCCAGUGGAUGAUGUCGGUGGUAAGGUUGAAGUUGGUGGGGAAGUUUCAGUUCCAGUGGCUGAUGUUGGUGAUAAGGAUGAAGAUGGUGUGGAAGUUCCAGUUCCAGUGGCUGAUGUUGGUGGGGAGAUACCAUUAGCUGAUGUUGGUGGGCAGUUUAUGGAUGUGGAUAACAUUGAAGAGAAUGAUGUAAUUAUGAUAUCAAGUGAUGAUGAGGAGGAUGAUGGAAUUGUGCAAUUAAGUGAUGAGGAGGAGGAUGAUGGAAUUAUGCAAUUGAGUGAUGGAGAGGAGGAUGAUGGUGUGGAGAGGGUUAUUCAUAAUUUUGAUAAGGUCAUUAGCAGCUCUGAUUCUGGUGGAGGCCAGACAAUGGCAUUGCCUAAGUUGUAUGUGGUGAAUCAUAUUAGGGCAAACUGGGAGAAUAUCGUUCUACAAACCCCUAGGGGUAGAACUUAUAGUUGUCUGCUGAAAAGAAGGAAUCCAAGGAAGAUUGAUACUCCAAUCCACAUUGCAAAGGAUUGGUAUCAAUAUGUGAAGGAUCAUGAGUUGAAGUAUAGGGAUGUUGUGCACUUUCGGCCAGUUAGCACUCACAACAAUUUGGUUAAUGUUACCAUUACCCGUGGGCAGCCGUAUGUAUAAUAUAUGGCAUCUCAAUCAUUCUCUUCGACACAAAGAAGAAAUGGGAUUGCUGAUGGAAGGCUCUGUACUUGCGGCCUUACCCCAGCCCUAAAGACUUCAUGGUCCAGUAGUAAUUAUGGACGAAGAUAUUUUCAAUGUCCUUUGAAGGCUUGUGGGUAUUAUGAUUGGCUUGAUCCCCCUGUGCAUGGGCAAGUUGUUGAAGCCCCCAUGACUGCUGCUGUGACUCCUGGUCAAGUUGAUGAUUGCUUUGAAGGAUUAAAGAGGGCAGAAGCUUUGAUCUCUGACUACAAGAGAAGGGAACAAAUGUAUUUCAUUGUUGUUGUUGUCUCUUU